UUCUCUGUCCGAACACAUGUGCUGAAGACUCAGUUAUUGUGCGAAGAUAAUCGUCACAUUCUUAAUAUAUAAGUAGACUUGGUGGCGUCGCAAACCAAAUACAUUGAGAGUCAUGUCAUUAUUUUCUUCCCCGGGGCUCACUCGAUUAUAUUUUUCAUAUAUCGAAGAAAUUUUAUUAACCAUGAUAUAAUUCAUGAAUCGAUCAUGUAUUAAUACACAGUUUUAUAUCUGUAAAAUCUUCCAAAAAUGGUGAAAAAACUAUUGAAAACAUGUAUGCGGUUCGCGUAAUUAAAAACGCAGUGAAAUGUUUGAUAGACUUUGAAUAAGUCAUUAUUAUUCUACAACCAAUUAUUUUGUUGGUUAGUUCAUUAUUUUCUGUGAAAGGCAUUCGCAAAAAUAAGUCAGAUUAAUUCUUGUAAUGGUAAAUGAUUAUGAAAUUUUUAAUAUCGAUGUCAAAAAUCUAAAUUAUUGUAUUGCAAUGAAAUAGCAACUCUAUUGAAUUAAAACGUGUGUAGUAUUUUAGGUUCGAUAACCCAAAUUUCUGAACUUGGUACUCCUAAAAGGGUAGCUGCAUAUGUAUCGCACGAUUGCUUCUAGAGUGUUUUUCAUUUUGUCACCAAAAAUUACCUAAGACAUACAUACAACGGUGCAUGAAAUACGAUUUCAAGAAUUAGUAACUCCUCAAUUCGAUGACGUACUAAAUCGAUAACCAUAAACCUUAGUUUAUGGUAGAUAACCAUAAACCAUAAGUCUUAGUUAUAUAUAGCCGGGAAUAUCCGAGAGACAAGUCUCAUCUAACUCACUAAAAAAUUGUUAGCAGUCUCAUCGUGAUGAAUGGUGUGAGUUGUGUAUAAGGAGCGUGGUCUCAUUAGUCCAUUGGAUGCUGGUAAUGAAGUUGAAAUGCUUUUUUGACCAGUCCGGUUCGUAGAAUUGGGUCGAAUUGUAGGCGCUUGCGAGGAUAUCUUUGGACCCUCUUUUCGGUGUCGUUCACCAAAAGUUUCUACCAUAUUGCUUGCUGCAACCGCUAAUGAACAAGUAAAUAAUUGUACGAACACAAAUAGGUAUGAAUAUUUGAAUUAUUUACCUAACCCUGAUUCAGCUUUUUAUAGUGCCGUUAUUUAUUGCAGCUCGAUCAAUGUUAUACUUCCGUGUACUCUAGCUAAGCUAAAUGUUAAAUCGUCGGAACUCGAUGUGAAUUAAAUUUUGAUGAUAUUAUAAAGUUGCAUUGAUCUACAAAAAACUGAAUAUGUUGCAAAACAAAACAAAAGAAGUUUGCUGUUACAGCUGUCGUCAUGACGAGAUCAUAACACGACACUUCGUAAUGCAACAAUUUACGGGGUGAUCUUUUUUUGUCAGCAGUACUUUUUGAGAAAUUUUGUGGAAAUAAUCGCACUGUUUUCAAAACCCACCGUAACGCUGGGGGAAAAAUAUUUCGGUGAGAAAAUCUGAAAACAAUCCGGAGGAUUCAACAUUAUCGGACGCAACUUUUUAUUGUCUUGAUGUUUUUCGGGAACCCUCUCUUUAUAUUCGUACUAUACAUGCGAUUUUUCAAACUUUGUUUUUCCAAAAAAAAUGGGAUAAUUUUGGAACAAAAUUGAGCAAGUUAAAAAAAAACAAAAUCGUAACUAAAACUUUUCAAUUUAUGAUAUUCUGCUUGAAAAAUGAGUGAAAUAGAGUAGUACUCGUAGAAAGAUUACCACAAGAAGAAAUUGAGCUCAAUUCGCACUGGCGAAAUAGCAUAAAUAAUUAAAAAUCGUAUUAGAACUAUUUUUUAUACUUAUCCUUUCGGAACCUUUUUACCGGUAAUGUACACUUCUCUAAGUUUUUAUCAUUCAUUGACAUGUGGUUCUAAAGGAGCGUAUAUCUUGGGUAGUGUGUAGAGUGCCAUUGGAAGAGCUAAAAUAAAAUCUCUAUUAAUGCUCUAAGAUAGAAGAUUAGAUUAGAGAGAGAGAGAGAGACCCAAGUUCGAGUCAUGUCGCGGUUAUCGUUGUGUGUACUUCUACACGUGAUUUUUCAAUAAUUACACGAGCAAUUUAUAUCAAUUGUCCGAGGAAGAUCUUUCACACGUCAGUUACGAGAGCAAAGACCUAUUUUUGAAAACGAAUAUCUUGAAAAACUACAACAGCGGGCAAUUUCAAAUUACUCACAAAUAUGAAAAAAUAUGUCUUCUAUCUAUUCAAUAUCAAAAAGUAUAUGGUUAAUCGAGCAUUAAAAAUACCAAAUUCAUAUAAACAGAUCCAAUAAUAGGAACACACAUUUAGGCAGGCAUUACGAAAGUAUGUGUGCACUCCAGUCAAUUCAAACGACGAUUUAUAAAGUAAAUAUCCGUGAAAAUUUUUAUUCGAGUAAUCAAGAGGCGCGGUAGCGGCUCGACGCCAAGUAUUAUCAACUAUACUUUGAUGAUUAUCGAAACAUUUGGUGAUUUCUUGUGAAUAUAUUUUUUUUCAAGAGCAUACGUUAAUCCGGCCUUGUAUCAUCAUGAGUGAGUAAAUUCUGAUAAAGUGCGGACUAAAUAAAGAAUUCAUCAUAUAGAUUAAUUUCGGUGAUCUAUCGAUGAUUUAUCGGAGUUGGUGAUAAGCUUGAACAUUUUUGAGCGUUUGGAGUGAAACUUUUUCUAAAAGUUCUACCAAAUAAAGAAAAUAGCUCCAAAAAGCCUCGUGAAUUUUCGAACCAUGAAAAAAAAUUAUAAUUUUAAGCUUCUUCUUUUUUACCCUAAUAUUCAUACCAAGUUCUAUCCAUUUUUUCCCUUACUAGCCAACUGGACGCAUGUAUUCAAGGUGACUACUGUAUUAUGCUAGGCAAAUAAGUGCUAACAUUUGCGAUUAUUCCCCACCAAGUUUCAUGUACCAAUUCAAGGUAGUGGAAAUAAAUUUUUCUUACGUGUUAUUAAGGUAGAUGAAUGUUUAUGAUGUUCAUUGCAAAAACAACGACUGUUAAAUGAUUUUUUAAUUGCAUAUUUGGUAAAUAUUCGGAAGUGUAGCUUGUCCCAAAAAUAAUAAUUUGAUAACAGACGAAAAAAAAUGUUUACCAUCAUUUUUGGGAAAAGUCGUAAUUCCCAAUAUUUGCCGCAUAUUUUUUAGUUUUUUUUUUUUAAUAAUAAUUCUUUUUUUGGAUUGAUUAUAUUCACAUUUUAUUUUGCUCUUCAAGUAGUAUUCUACGAUUUAAUUUAAUUUAACACCUAAUGGCGAAUUUGAUUUAAAAAAAAUGGAAAGAAAGAAUGCUUAAAUGAAAAGUAUUUUACGCGAAUUCAAUUAUUGCGUGCCUUUUAAGUAACACACAUCAAAACUGUAAACGUUAAUUUUUGUUUACUUCUCAUCACUCGAAAAUUUAUGAGUCUAGGAGUCUUAAAUUUUAAGCCAGUGUUCUUAUGUGGUAAAGAUACCAAAGACCAAUAUCCAUCUCGCAUUUCGUCAGAGGAAGGAAAUUUCAGUAUCUUUAUUUGACUGUAUAUGUUUUUAAAAAAAUCGAAUUCAUUACUAAUAUUUUUUAAGGAGUUUUUUUUCCAAAUAGUACUCGACAAUAUUUGUGCUCUAUUCCAAAGACAAAACGACGACAUGUGAGUGGUAUCUACAUUCUACCCUGUACAUUAAAUAGAAGAGGAUAAUAAUAGUACGUUAUGACGCAAUCUGUUGUAGAACUUUUCACAUUGCGCAUCAAUGAUUUUUCUCCAUGAGUACUUUUAUUUUUUCAGUAAACUUUCCAUGUCAAGUUUUUUUUUUGCUAUAGCCUAUAACCAGAGGCAGUAACGUCUCAAUCGUCUUGGUUUAUUGGUGGAAUUUUGUUGCGAUUUGAACAUAUACAUGUACGCACAGAUACUUGAUUGAUAUUCCGCUAAAUUGAUGACCCUACUACGUUCAAGUAACGACAGAGUUCUUAAGAGGGGGCUCCUUCAUAUAUAUAUGUAAGCUCAGAGUUCCGUAGCUCCUCUUAGUAUUGAGUCAGACAGUCCGCUCGUUUCUUGUGCGUUUAAUAAUCAACUCUUAAUAUUCCUGGUCUUAUAACAAACAGAGCAAUAAAGUUCAAUAAUAGAGAAAAAUAAACAUUAAAACCAUGAGUGCGUCCAAGAUAAUUCGUGCAAGUCUCGCACUUCUGGCGGGUAUCGCAGCUACUGUAUCGGCGACAAGACUAAGUGGAAGCGUAAAAGGACGAUCACAUUUUAUUCGACAAUGACCAAAAGCAGUAGAUAGACGCUUUGCGUUCCUUUUUUGGAUUUAAGGGCAUGAUUGCGUCAUACCAGCAGAUCUAUCAAAUUUUCCGGCAGAAGAAGUAAAUGUCGCAUGGCCGGAAACCAAUCAGGAUACUCUUCGCUUAGUGACAGUGGUGAUGCGACAUGGAGAGAGAGCUCCUGCCGAUACUUAUCCAAAUGACCCUCACGUUAACGAUACGAUGGAACCUUUCGGUUGGGGUCAACUUACAAACAAGGGACGACGAAAUGUAUAUUUAACAGGACUUUUCAUGCGAAGACGUUAUGGCGGGUACCUUGGAGAUACUUAUAGUCCACACAAAUUCUGGCUUCAGACAUCGUCAAUAGACCGGGCAAAAAUUACAGGUUCAAUCUUAUCGGCGGCUCUGUGGAAACCGAAUGGAAAACAGGCUUUUUCCCCUUACGCACAUUGGCAACCAGUUUCCCUGCAUUAUUGGGAACGACCGGAAGAUCGUCUUCUUAUAAUUUGGAAUGCGUGUCCUCGACUAACGUUGGAAAGAAUGCAAGUCGAGAACUCAACUAAAGUCAGACUUGUCAACAGCAAUAAUAAGCGCUUGUAUAAAGAACUAUCGAACCGAACUGGAUUACCGAUGAACGGAGCUGCAGAUAUCGCAUCACUGUAUAGCACACUGAAAGCAGAGGUAUCUAUGGAACUUUCGCUGCCUGAAUGGACGAAGGAAUUUUUUCCGGGGAGACUCGAAUCAAUAGCAUGUUUCAGCCUUUCUAUGAACGUUUUUACCGAUAAUUUACGCAAACUGGCUGGUGGGCCGCUGGUGACAAAAAUCGUGAAAAGCAUGAUAGCAAAAUCCUUAGGCAAGCUGAAACCUGAGGAGAGGAAAAUGUUUGUAUUCGUAGGUCACGACAGCACUCUCGUCAAUAUGUUGAGUGCAAUGAAAGUAUGGAAUGGUCAAGAUCCCGACUUUGGUUGCAUGAUAAUGAUCGAACUUCAUGAAAUCUGUGGUACCUACUACGUUCAGGAGUCAGGAAUCCUCUUUAUUGAGGACUUGAAGAGACGCCGGGUGGAGAAAUUGGGGAUUCGGAGGUUGAACCGACUGUUAGAAGAUGCCAAUUGCUUCUGUGCCUUUGGAUUGAGGUGGAUGAUGAAGGGUUGUCUGGGGUCAGUCCAUCCAGAGGAGGAUUGGGACCACCCUGCGUGGUCAUCACCUCGUGGCAUUUACGCCGCUUAUGACGAUGAUUAAGGAUGGGAAGGGAGAGGGGAAUUUAUAUUGUUUUUAUGUUUUUUUUUAUAUGUCACGUCCCGCGUGCGUUAGGGCACAUCCGCGGGGCGUGACGACGCUCUUGAGACUUGGCAACGGAGCGACCUUGGCUCGACCUCUGUGCGUCGCCUCGUGCCGUCGCGAGUUGUGGGCCUCGGAAUCCGCUGGCUCAGCAUCGCCUGACCCGGGUUUCGAGGAGGAAUAUCCUUGGGUGCGACCGGGGUGCUGACGGCGCGGGAAUAUCACGCCACGACGAUCGCUUUCGAGCAAUCGUCGCCGUGGCUGAUAUUCUCGGCCUUAGUUCCGUUUGAUCUUCUCAGACACUCGGUCGUCCCCACGGAUAACUCCGUAAGUUAGCCACUCGCGGCGGUUAAGUAAAACCUGAAAUAAAGGUGAAACCGCACAGAGGUCGUCAGCCUAACUUUCGUUAAUAACGCGUAGUGAGCAACGCACUGCCUCUUGCCUCACGGACGUUCUGUUGCCGAGUCUUGCAGACUCUUGUGUGCACCCCUCUAUCAAUCUUCUCUCACUUUUCAUAAUUUUUCGUUAUUUCCCUUCGGUGUGUGUGUAAGCGUGUGAGACCAUCGCGCGUCAAUUGUAGCGCGGUGCUGCGGUGUGCAGAGUGGAAAAGGGAGGGGAGAGUUGUCCCCUCAAAACCGAUAACUGUAAGUUUCUAUUUUCUGUUCAUGUUCUACGUUUCUCACUAUUUUCUUACUUUCAAUAAAUUUGCACUAUUUGUUCAAUAAAUUACAAGUAAUAAAUUGUCCGAGUUCUAUUGACACCUUGAGCGUUCCCGUCAACUUUCCUCGGGGCCCGUACGGGACCAUAGGCGAAUCUAAAAUCUCGGGAAAUCCUACGCUUCACGUAGGUUGGUGGCAGCACUACACAUAGACCGUCUCAAAUAAUCAUCAUCUUUGUUCGUCCCUUCUGGACGUAACAUAUAUAUAUAUUUUUGAGUUAAUGUAAUGGGGAGCUUGGUGUCUUUCCUUCUCUUAAUGGGAAGGGAGGAAUAAAUUUUGAAAGAUAA
Molecule: messenger RNA, 6448 nt
Organism: Venturia canescens
Lineage: Eukaryota; Metazoa; Arthropoda; Insecta; Hymenoptera; Ichneumonidae
Product: venom acid phosphatase Acph-1-like
Exons: 7
Coding region: 4324-5403 (359 amino acids)
Biological process (GO): dephosphorylation
Molecular function (GO): phosphatase activity
Source: RefSeq, a predicted model, not a curated record